UAUAGUAGCGAGGAAUGGUCGAGCUCUCGCGCACUUUCUUUUCAGCGCUGUGUGUGUAUACAUUCGCUCAGCUGUUCUGGUCAGAAGUGAUCACUCGGCUCGUCCGAUUGCACAAAUUUUCGAAGCUCCGUGGUUUAUUUUUAGUACAAAGAUUCGCGUGUUCACACCACUCUCACCUUGCUCGUCCAGGAUAUUUCAUAUUAAUCCCCGAUCGAUGCGUUCUGCAAACUGAUACGAAAGCUCGAUCGCGACAAACCAGCCGAAACCAUGAAGAAAUCACGUCCGAAUAUCUUCCGUGACAUUUACUAUCAACCGUACAAUGACUGCACCAGGACGAGUCUUUACCGCAGCACCAAAGCGAGCCUCCAGAUGAUGCAGCGUAUGGCUUUGUUGAAAAGAUUAAAUGUGCAUAACGGUUGCGUAAACUCUAUUGUUUGGAAUGCUACUGGUGAUUUGAUAUUGUCCGGUAGCGAUGAUCAGCACCUUGUACUCACGUGCCCUUACACGUAUAAGGUGGAAGUAAUGUAUAAAACCAGCCAUAGAGCAAACAUAUUUAGUGCAAAGUUUUUGCCAAAUAGUGGAGAUCAUCGGAUAGUUUCUUGUAGUGGUGAUGGCACUAUUUUGUAUACAGAUUUAAUGAGAAAAGUAGAAACGUAUGGUAAUCGAUUCAAUUGUCAUAGUGGCACUACUUACGAAGUAGUAACAAUACCUGGUGAACCGCAUAGCUUCCUUAGUUGUGGAGAGGAUGGUACAGUGCGAUAUUUUGAUCUCAGAAUAAAGGAAAAGUGUAAUAUCCCAAGAUGUAAAGAGGAUGUAUUAAUUUCCUGCGAGAAAGCAAUAACGGCGUUGUCUGUGAACCUUACUUCUCCAAAUCAAAUAGCAAUUGGCUGUUCCGACGGGACGGUUAGAAUAUACGACAGAAGAACACUUGGAACCCCAGCUACCGGAUUGACAGACACAAACGGAGCAAAUGCCUUAUCCACAUUCACGGUUCCGGAGUUCGAAGGAACUUCCCACAGAAUGACGUCGUUGACGUUCAGUCCCGACGGGCAGGAGAUUCUAGCCAGUUACUGUAGCGAUUAUAUUUAUUUAUUUAACAUAAAGGACCAUGGUAACGUUCAAUUAAAGAAAGAUAUUACGGUAGGAAAAGGGGAAGUGAAAAAGCAAAGACUACGGUCGCCAUUGCCAGUGCGCAGAUUGAGACUUAGGGGUGAUUGGUCCGAUACCGGUCCCGACGCUCGGCCCGAACGCGAGGAAGGCCGACGCAGUCGUAGGCAAAUAGCUCAAGCCAGACCGGUGCUUCAUAAUUCUUUAAUGCAGAGGAUGACGGAAGUUCUUAGCAGAAUGUUAAACGAUCCGGUCACUAGAGCCGCUCUAUGCGGCGGCGGCGAAGACAGUUUAGAGGGCGUAGUUUUAAACCAAGAGAAUACUCAGAGCAACAACGAAAACGCGACGGAGAACACCGCGGAAAGACAAAAUGAGGCUGAGGGUGGAGAAGCAGCCGCCGCUGCUCAAAGCAGUAGUCAAGAAACAGGUGUCGCGGAGGCGAGUUCCAGUGGUGCACCGAGCGAACCGAACGCGAAUGAAUCCGCGAUGACGGAGGAAACUACAGCUCCGCCUGAGACUCUAUCAGAGGCUACGAAUGCGAACGAAUCCGUCGAGGAGAACCCGGUUCAAUGCAAUUCAAAUGUUCCUACGGACUCUGGGAACCACGCGUUCCAGAAUAACAAGUGUUCAAGUGUGCAGCCUUGCUCUUCCCGCACUUUGGACGAGUGCAACGAGGCUCCGGAAACGGAUCAGAGCAGCAGCGACGAGAAUCCGUGCACCAGUAUGGAGAACAAAGCUGAGGGCCAUAUGAUGGAGAACCUUCAGGAUAGACUGACCAAAAUGCGAGACGGAUUCCUUGAGAAACACGGCAGCGAGCCAGCCGCGCGUUUGACUUACACGAAUAAAGGCUCGACGAGCGCGACGAUAUCCUUCGGCAUGGCCGACGAAUUGAUCCGCGAUAGUUAUCACGCUGGGCCGUCUGGAAGUCAUAGCAGCGCCACGAUUUCAGGGAGAAGUCAUGACAAACAUUUGCGAUAUAGUGAUAUACAAAAAAAGACUGAUGAAAGCGCUUUUAGUGAUAGCGAUGACGAUGAUAUAGAGCCUAGGGAAAGAUUGAAAAGCAGGGCGGAAGACGAAAUGGAUGACGAAACCACCGACGAGGCGGAGUCGGUUAAAAAGUCCGAGUGCUGCGAGAAAUCGUACGAGGCGGAUUUCGUGAAGCAGAAGUACAUGGGUCACCGGAACGCAAGGUAUACAUGGAAAUCGUUCGCGGUAGGAUAUGGUAACCACCCUUCAAAAGUAUAA
Nomia melanderi (Alkali bee) is the source of this 2352-nucleotide messenger RNA. The record is from RefSeq and is a predicted model, not a curated record. NCBI's taxonomy places the organism in Eukaryota, Metazoa, Arthropoda, Insecta, Hymenoptera, Halictidae.